Fusarium venenatum is the source of this 614-nucleotide messenger RNA. RefSeq lists its product as uncharacterized. NCBI's taxonomy places the organism in Eukaryota, Fungi, Ascomycota, Sordariomycetes, Hypocreales, Nectriaceae. The record is from RefSeq and is a predicted model, not a curated record.
UCUUCUCUUUUGGAUCUAGACAAGCGUUUAUUUUGGGCGCGUUUCCUCCAUUGAUAUUCGUUCUUUAUAUCGACUUCCCCUCUCAUGCCCUUGAUCCUCUCCACUAUCUUUGCCGCCCCAGAGAAGCUUUUAUAAACUUCGAUUUCCACCUUUCUGUUUACUCAGUCGCAACCACAUCUGCUUCCAGAUCUUCCGCCUUUGCCCAUCAAGUGAACGCCACCAGCAUCAGCAUCACAAUGGGCGGCUUCUAUAUGCAGUACCUUGAGAGCCUCUGCCGUCGUCGAGGAUGGACAGACCCCAUGUACGAGUGUUACCGGGACCACAACGGCUACACUUGCCUGGUCCUUGUCAAUGGCCGUGAAUAUCAGACAGAUCUCGCAUACGAAUCCGACGGAUUGGCCCAAGAGAAUGCUGCCAUGCGUGCUUUCAUGGUAUGCCGCAACUUCUCUGUUAACGGAGGUAUGCUGGCACGCAAUGGCAUUGUCCAAGGCCUUCCAGCUCAGGAAACAGCACGUCACCGCAAGAGCCGCUACACGUCUUCUCGAGACAGCGACCGCCACAGCAGGCGAUCGGGACACCACUCCAGUAGUAGCUCGACUGCCUCAUUCGACUGA